CAACGAAUUAAAGCCCAUGUCUUUUUGAAGUGGAUAAAUUCCAUGCCCAAGUUACUCACAUUAACCAACAUCGAUAUAAAAGGAACAUUCUAUUUCUAGUAACCCAUGAGGGUCAUUCCUGUAAAUAGAUCUGCCUUCCUUCCUCCUCUCCGUAGACGGUUGUUGCACACAAAGCGAGGUUGGUUUGACCCGAACCUACCCGACCCGUUACUAUAUAUAUAAACACAAAAUGGGUAAAGCAAAGGUGAAAAUCUUAUACGUAGGUCUAUAUCAUUUCCAUAUGAAGUGGAGAUAUAUAUAUAUAGCUAACGAGACCCUAAAUAUUUUUUUCUUUCUUAUAACAUAUAGUUUCAUUUCAUAUAUUUAAAGGCUUCAUAAUACGAAACAAGGUGAUAAGAAAAAAAAAAAGAAAAAAAAAAAGCAAAUUAAAAAUUAAAUCCCUAAAAACAAACGAGCGUAUUGUUAUGAAGGAGGACGAAGAAGAAGAAGCAGUGAUAUCGAACGGCAUGAACGACGACGACGAUACUAACAAUAUUAACAACAGUUCCACUGAAUUUGAUAACAAUCGUAUCGGAGACGGAGACGAUAACAGUAAUCUGAAUCAGAUCAAACAAGUAUGGGGAACGUGGGAGGAGUUGGUGUUAACAUGCGCCGUUAAACGUCAUGCUUUUUCCGAUUGGGACUCCGUCGCUAAGGAGGUUCAGGCUCGUUCCCGGAGUUCUCUCAUCGUUUCCGCCGUCAAUUGCAGGCUUAAGUAUCAAGAUCUCAAACGUAGGUUCCAAGAUUCCGUCGACGUCGGAGACGAAAAUACCGAAGCGGCGGCGAACGAGGAGGAUGAAGUCGGUGAAAUCUCUUGGCUCGAGCAGUUACGGAGUCUUCAUAUGGCGGAGCUCCGCCGUGAGGUUCAACGAUGUGACGACUCGAUACUGUCGCUUCAGUUAAAAGUUAAGAAACUAGAGGAGGAGAAAGACGGAGAUGAUGGGGACAAUAAACCAGAUCUGAAAAACGACGAAACUAAACCGGUGAGAGUUAACCGGGAAACGACGGAGUCUGACCGGGAUGAUAAUAGGUCGAUGAACGAGUCCAACUCAACUGCCUCCGUCGAUAAAAUCGCCGAUCACGACCGAUUAGACGGAGAUAAAAUGGUUAAGGCUAACGAGAAUUCGAGAAAUCCAGAUCCCGAUCCGGUUAAUAAGGCGGAGACGCCGGAGGAGGAAGAAAGAACGGUUAGUAAAAGAUCGGAAAUGAGUAACUCAGGCGAGUUGGAUGAAUCGGGAACGUCCAAUUGUCUUGGAAAGAGGAAAGGACAGAAAUACAGAAGCGGCGGAGGCGGCGGUGGUGUCAAAUCGGCCGGCGAUAAAUCACAGCCGUUGAUAGAUAUCAUUAAGCUUAUUCGGUCUCAUCCCCGUGGUUCCGUGUUCGAAUCCCGGCUUAGGAGCCAGGACACUAAGGAUUACAAGAGGUUGAUAAGGCAGCAUUUGGACAUGAAGACAAUAGAGAAGAAGAUGGAGAAAGGAUCUUAUGUUUCUUCAAGCCUCUCUUUUUACAGAGACCUCAAGCUUCUCUUCACAAACGCCAUUGUCUUCUUUCCUACAUCUUCCUCUGAAUCCAUAGCUGCUCAAGAGCUAAGAACACUCGUCUCAAACGAGAUGAAGAAACGAACGGGAAAAUUGGGUCACUGUGUCAUCAAAUCAGAGGCUGAAUCUUCGGUUUCUAGACAGAAAUCCUCUGUUCUUUCUCUUGUUCCCUGUAAAAAGAAGAGCUCUGCUUUGAAAAAGACGUCUCCUUCUUCAAGCUCUAGACAAAAAGAUGAGAAGAAAUCUCAGGAAGUUUCGGAGGAGAAGAUUGUGACUACUACUGCUACUACUAGUGCAAGAAGCUCGAGGAGAACGAGCAAAGAGAUUGCUGUUGUUGCUAAAGAUACUAAAACGGGAAGAGCCAAGAAUAAUAUUAAGAAACAAACGGAUACGAAAACAGAAUCAUCUGACGAUGAUGAUGAUGAGAAGGAAGAGAAUUCUAAAACAGAGAAGAAGACAGUAGCGGAUAAGAAGAAGAGCGUGGCUGAUUUCUUGAAGAGGAUAAAGAAGAACUCUCCACAGAAAGGAAAAGAAACAACGAGUAAAAAUCAGAAGAAGAAUGAUGGAAACGUUAAGAAAGAGAACGAUCAUCAGAAGAAGAGUGAUGGAAACGUUAAGAAAGAGAACAGUAAAGUGAAACCGAGGGAAUUGAGGAGUAGUACGGGUAAAAAGAAGGUUGAGGUAGAGAAUAAUAAUAGUAAGAGCUCAUCGAAACGAAAACAAACGAAAGAAACAGCAGAGGUGGCUACUGGAAAACGAGGUAGGGAAUCGGGAAAAGACGAUAAACAGCCAAGGAAAAGAAGCAGAAGAUGAAACUGAACUAGCCUGUGGUUAAGCAUUUGUACAUUUGAUGUGCCAGAAGUAUUCAUCAUUCCUCUUAACAUCACUGUUUCGGAGGGAAUCAUAGGUCUUGUUAGGUAUUUAUUCUCAUAGUUACCAGUUUAGUUUUUUUUUUUGUUUAAACUGUGUUUUCCUUGUUAGAGGGUAUAACUAUAGUGGUUAUAAACUGUGUCUUCAUUUAUUUGUCUAGUUUGAUCGAUUCAUGUUCACAAAACCUGAAACCCGGUUUUUACUUUGGCAAUAAAAUCAAAUCUCAAAGAACAUC
Messenger RNA from Arabidopsis thaliana (thale cress), 2682 nucleotides. RefSeq names its product DNA-binding bromodomain-containing protein. The transcript has 3 exons. NCBI's taxonomy places the organism in Eukaryota, Viridiplantae, Streptophyta, Magnoliopsida, Brassicales, Brassicaceae. The coding region runs from base 465 to 2390 and encodes 641 amino acids. The record is from RefSeq and is marked reviewed.